Pipistrellus nathusii (Nathusius's pipistrelle) is the source of this 2502-nucleotide messenger RNA. The record is from the annotation of a GenBank genome assembly. NCBI's taxonomy places the organism in Eukaryota, Metazoa, Chordata, Mammalia, Chiroptera, Vespertilionidae.
AUGAGCCCGGAAAAGCUUCCUCGGGAAAGGGAUGAAGUUGACUGCGUCCUCCUUUCAGCGUCCAAGAUCCUAAACUCCUCUGAGGGGGCGAAGGAAGGCGGAGGCCGUGAGACAGAAUAUGGCUGUGUAGCCGAAUCAGAAAGUCAAGUCCAACCACAGUCGGCACUGAAGGCCCUUCAGCAUCAGCUGGAGUCGUUCCAGGCUCUCCGCAUGCAGACCCUGCAGAACGUCAGCAUGGUACAGUCUGAAAUCAGUGAAAUACUGAACAAAAGUAUUAUUGAAGUAGAAAACCCACAAUUUAGCUCAGAAAAAAGUCUAGUAUUCAACACACAUCAUGAAAAGCCUACAGAAAAUCAAGAAGAGAUCCUCCCUGUGGAGAAAAUUUAUCAUUUUGAGGACUCGAGGAUGCUCCCUUCAAGGGAAGAGAAAUUCCGUAGCGAUAAUGGCGACAGUCUCUCUCCAUGUGUAACUAUGCCACCCCCGAUGCAUUUCAAGGACAUAUUAGCUCUAAGAACUUCAAUGGAUAAUUCAGCCUCCAACACAAUUAUGAACACAUCAGAAAAUUCCGACAUGUUGAAGAAUUAUAACAUGUAUAGCUUUCUAGCUGAUGCACCUCAAAAUGUUAAGCCUCAAACUGACCCAGUAAUUCUGGGUAAUUCCAAAGUUGCUGUGCCUUUCCCCCAGCAGGGAUUUCAUGAGAAUUUAGAUGAUAUUUGCCAUUCUAUCAAGCAGAUGAAGAAAGAGCUUCAAACGUCACACGACAGGGAACUGGCACUCACAAAUGAACUUCAGACUUUGAAGAUGGAUACAGAUGUUCAAAGUAAUACUCCAUAUGACCUGUCCCCCAUUCACAAGGACAAAAGUAACUUUAUUAAGGGCGAAAAUAUUGAAAGUAACUUGAAUGAAGAUAUAAAAUCAAAGCGAAUUUUAGAAUUGGAGGCAUUAAUAAGCAAAUUACUCCCACUCAGGGAAUCAGUGUCAAAAUUCCAUCUGAAUUUUUGUAGAAAAUGUAAAAAACUGUCUAGGAGUGAAUCACAUAGGGGAAAGAGGAAUGAGAAAAACAAUAAAGAAAUUCCUAUCACUAACAAGAAUCCUGCAGAUUUAAAAUUCCAUUCCAGACUUCCAUUUACACCAUCAUUCUUUGAAUCAACAAAAUGUGAAAUGAACGAUAGAGAAAGGCAACCACUUGUAGUAAAACGAGGACCCAUCAUAUUUGAAAAUGAGAAAACAUCCAGAGUCAAUUCCAUGACUGAGCAGUGUGUUGCAAAAAUUCAGUACUUACAGAAUUACCUAAAGGAAUCUCUGCAGAUACAGAAAAAAGUAGCAGAGCUGGAGAAUGAAAAUCUAGCCCUUAAGACUAAAAUAAAACCCCUAGUCUUUACCACACAAUCUCUGAUACAGAAAAUUGAAAUAUAUGAAAAGCAACUUAAGGAUCUGGUUGAAGAAAAGAACACUAUUCAGUCCCAGUUAAUUAAAACUGAAGAAGAUGGCAAAGAAUGUAUUAAAGAAUUGAAAAAACUAAUUAGUCAAUAUAAUGUUCUCCAAGGACAAAAUAAAACCCUAGAGGAAAAAAAUAGUCAACUUUCUUUGGAGAAACAACAAAUGACAGAAACAUUAGAUAAACUGAAAAGUAAAGAGCAGAAAACUCAAAAUGAUAUUGCCAUGGUCAAUAAUGAAUAUAAUCGAAUGAGCAUAGAAAUGGAAUCAAUGAAAACAAAUAUUCUGUUGAUACAAGAUGAAAGGGAAAUGUUAGAGAAGAAAACCUACCAGCUCCUAACGGAAAAAAGCUCGCUUGAAAAUGAACUGAAAGAAAAUCAGCUAGAGAUGGUGCAGCUGAAAGAGAGAGAGAGAUUGGCAAAAUCUGAACAAGAGGCACUGCUUCAAAUCAUAGAAACGGUCAAUAAUGAAAAAGUUAGUCUUGCGACCACAUUACAAGAAUCUGCUGCUGCCAGGCAAAUGAUGGAAAGAGAAAUUGAGAACAUGCAAACAUACCACUCUACUACUGAAGAGAAUUUCCGGAACGAAAUAAAAAGUGCAAAAUCAGAAGCAAGUAUUUAUAAGAACAGUUUAUCCGAAAUGGGCAACGAGUGUGAGAGGUUAUCAAAAAUGGUCAUGGAAAUUAAAACAGAUAACCAGAUUCUAAAAGAAGAGCUAAAAAAACACAGCCAAGAAAAUAUAAAAUUUGAAAGCAGCAUCAGUCGGCUUGCAGAAGACAAAGUACUUUUAGAGAACUAUGUGAGGAGUAUUGAGAAUGAGCGGGACACGUUGGAGUUUGAGAUGCGGAACCUUCAGAGAGAAUACUUAACUCUAACUCAAAAAAUCUGCGGUCAGCAUGGUGACCUAUCAAAAAUGGGUUACCUGCCAAGAAGGGAGAAAUUCCAUUUUGACAACUGUGAUACUUACAGAGACACCACUGAUCCCAGGAAUCGGCCUGUAGCUCCUGAAUUGAAAGGAAUUCCAAGUAAACUGUAUCAAUUGCUUCCAUCCAAGAGAUGUAAAUAA